Messenger RNA from Trypanosoma conorhini, 1389 nucleotides. Its product is annotated as putative WD40 repeat protein. The record is from RefSeq and is a predicted model, not a curated record. The transcript has a single exon. Bases 1 to 1389 code for a protein of 462 amino acids. Gene Ontology annotation, biological process: regulation of gene expression. Gene Ontology annotation, cellular component: nucleus. NCBI's taxonomy places the organism in Eukaryota, Euglenozoa, Kinetoplastea, Trypanosomatida, Trypanosomatidae. Gene Ontology annotation, molecular function: histone binding.
AUGGACAACGGAGCGACGCCGCAGGUGAGCGUGGUGACUUCCGAGAGGGAGGCCUCCUCAGCAACCUCCCUGCAGUCAACUGACGUUCCGUAUCAGGAAAGGCGGGCGUUCUGCACGUGGCGCAAGCAUGUGCGCGACUUGUACCAGCACCUCGUCCACGUUGAUCUUGUCUGGGAAAGCCCCUCCGCGCGGCUGAUGCCGUACAUGACCGCGAAAAUGGACUUGGCUACUCAGACUGUUUUGUGCUGCACCCGAACGGGUGGCGCGGAGCAGGCAUACAUUCAGUUCCUCUCCGUAACCACCCCGAACACAGCGGUGUCGCUGGAUCGUACGUAUGAGACUUACAACGACGCGACGGGCGAGGUUGGCGGCUACGGGAUGGCGCCGAGUCAAGUGGGCGUGCAGGUGGAGCGGCGCAUGCUACAUGACGGGGAUCCCUUGGUGGCGCGUUACAUGCACGCUAACCCCCUCAUCAUCGCGUCCGGUUCUAGUGACGGCAACGCGUACAUCUUUGACUGGUCCCGCAUAUCGCUGAACAAGUUUCCCAAUGACCCGCCCCGCCCCCGCGCUCCACUGCCGCCCAAUGAACUCAGUGCCAAUCCCACAGAUGAGGAACGCAUGGCGUACCACAAGCGCAUGCGGGCCUUGAAUGCGGUGGUGGCAGAACAAGAUCGAUGGGACAAGCGCAGAGGGGAAGGGCAACAUGUACUUAAACUUUCUGGUGGAAAUGGUCCGUGUGAGGCGCUUGACUGGGGCGUCACCACCGAUGGGACACUGCUGUCUGGUUCAACUGGACACGUGUGCUGCUGGCACGUGGGAAACACAUCAAAGGAUGACGCCCGCACGCUCGCGCCGUCGCACACGUAUAAGCUAGAGGACACUGAGGCUCGGGUUAGUGAAGUUGUCUUUUCUUGGACGGAGCCCCACGUAUUUGCGGUUUCGUGUGACUCAGGUCCCGUCUUCUACGGCGAUGUAAGGACACCGGACUUGCUGGAGCUGUUUUCACUGCCAUGUGGGGUCACGGCGCUUUCCCUGUCUCCACUCGACGGUACCUCCCUGUUGCUUGGCUCAGGGAAUGGCGAGGUACUUUACUACGAUCUUCGCAAAAGCGCGGAUGCGGUGGCCAUUGGUCGUAUGCAUGAUGGGCCGGUGUCUGCGGUUCAGUGGUGUCCUCACUCGCGCCAUCUUUUCUGCAGCGGCGGCGGUGAUGGGAAGUGUUGCAUUUAUAACACGACGUCGAAUCGGUUGCUGUUUAAGCACGCGGGCCACACCGAAAAAGUGGUGGACCUCUCGUGGAAUUGGCAGGAAGGGUGUGAGGGUCAAUUGCUUUCGGUGGAUAGCAACAGCUUAAUGCUUUGGAGGCCGCGGGACAUGUUUUUUUUCGCGUGA